This is a messenger RNA of Ostreococcus tauri, 942 nucleotides long. RefSeq names its product Coiled-coil domain containing protein 109,C-terminal. The record is from RefSeq and is a predicted model, not a curated record. Gene Ontology annotation, biological process: mitochondrial calcium ion homeostasis; calcium import into the mitochondrion. Gene Ontology annotation, cellular component: mitochondrial inner membrane; uniplex complex. Gene Ontology annotation, molecular function: calcium channel activity; uniporter activity. The coding region runs from base 1 to 942 and encodes 313 amino acids. The transcript has a single exon. Lineage: Eukaryota; Viridiplantae; Chlorophyta; Mamiellophyceae; Mamiellales; Bathycoccaceae.
AUGGCGCUCGUACGACGUCGUGGACUCGAUCUGGUGACGCUCGUGGGUAGAUGCGCGUCCGGUGCGUCGAUCGGGAGCGUUGGAGGCGCGAACGGGGGGCGAUUCCGGACGACGUUGACCUCGGCGGGCGUCGCGGGCGUCGCGGGACGGGCGGAUGGGCGGGACGACGCGAGACGCGAGACGCGAUCGAGCGGUGUGACGCCGUACUCGAGCGUUCGGACGUUCGCGAAAAAUACCGCCGGUGAUACCGCCAAGGCGGGGGAGGGUAAGGAUAAGAAUGUGUUGGAUAACUUGCUUCGGACGCACGACGUGAUCCUGCUGCACGAGGAGCUGGAAGCGUCGGCGCGCCAGCGGGACACGAUGGGCUUGGACGAGCUUCGCGAGCUCGUGCGCAACAGCGCCUCCCCGCCGAGAUCACCGGCGGAGACUGCGGAGAAGUUGCAAUUGCUCCAGGACAGCGGGAUGAUUUUGGUGCUCGAGGAUUUGGUUUAUCUGCGCCCGCGAGAGGUCACGAGCGCGGUGCUUCGCGCGCUCCCGGGCGUUCCGUCCAAGGUGUACGGUAUGAAGCAGAACGAAUUGGAGGAAAUGCAGCAAGAGUUCGAGGCGCUCAGGAAUAACUACGACCAAGCGCGACGCCGCGCCGAGUCGCGUUCGCGAAUGAUAAUCUCCAGCGGUCUCGUGUUGCUCUGUUGCCAGCUCGCGAUGUUUAUUCGCCUCACGUACUAUGAGUUCUCCUGGGACGUCAUGGAGCCCAUCUCGUACUUCGUCGGCCUUUCGAACGCCAUUAUGGCGUAUUCGUACUACCUAUGGAACCGUCGCGACUUUACGUUCGAGAGCUGGCAGCGUCAACUCGAGGGUAAGUACUCGGAGGACAUUUUGCGCAGCCGCGGUUUCAACCUCGAGCGAUACAUCAUCCUCGCGAGACGUCUACGCAAACACUAA